GCUCUUUCAUGCCCCGACUUGCGACUCGUCCCCGUCGAAUCUACAUGGGCCGAUUGAAAUGGCUGGGCCUGCGAUGUGCGUGCGCAGGCAUCACCACAGGUGUCAAGCCGGACAAUGGCCUCGCAUCACCUCGCCUCGCCUUUUGGAAUGGUGCCUCGCACCUGCCGCUGCACCGCUGCCAGAGGCGCCGCUGCCGUGUGCAUGGUCCAGCCAGUAGCAUCCGUUCCCUGCCGCCUCUACACUCACAGACCCAUCAACAAUCACUUAUCUCCACAGUGAG
Closterium sp. Naga37s-1 is the source of this 280-nucleotide messenger RNA. NCBI's taxonomy places the organism in Eukaryota, Viridiplantae, Streptophyta, Zygnematophyceae, Desmidiales, Closteriaceae. The record is from the annotation of a GenBank genome assembly.